This is a messenger RNA of Penicillium lagena, 546 nucleotides long. RefSeq names its product Transcription factor. The transcript has 2 exons. The coding region runs from base 1 to 546 and encodes 181 amino acids. NCBI's taxonomy places the organism in Eukaryota, Fungi, Ascomycota, Eurotiomycetes, Eurotiales, Aspergillaceae. The record is from RefSeq and is a predicted model, not a curated record.
AUGGGCCAGAAAGUGGAUGACAUUCUUCCGCUAUUUAAAUCGCCAUUUCGCACAUGGCUUCGCCUCACCGACAGGCUGGGCGAGGUAAUUCGAUUCUACCGACCAAUUGUGGACGGAAAUGAUGAAAAAGAGCUUGAUCUCCCAAGCUUCGAGGAACUAAUUGAUAGUUCCAAUGCAUGGGAUAUUCCUAUAGAUUUGUUCGGGAAUCGUGUGUUGAACGACACCGAGCGUGGAAGGAAUCCGGAACGAGCCACUCGGUCAGAAUGUCACCAAAUACGAUCAAACUCUCAGGACAUGAUAACCCCUUCGUUCGGCCGUACGCAGGCAUUGGAAGAGAAUGAAGAGACGUACAUGAACGUGUCCUCCAUUGAUCAGCGCCAAAUAGGAUCAGAUCCUUCAGCCAAUUUUCACGAUCUCAUCGACAGUCCUGGUAUCAUGAGUGGCAACAUUGAAGAUUUUGAUGUAUUUUUUGACAAUUUUCCUGACAUCAACUUUCCCAGGUCUUCCGAUCAAUUCAUCCUGGAUUUUGAUAUGCUCAACUCCUGA